Molecule: messenger RNA, 2782 nt
Organism: Cannabis sativa
Lineage: Eukaryota; Viridiplantae; Streptophyta; Magnoliopsida; Rosales; Cannabaceae
Exons: 5
Coding region: 84-2768 (894 amino acids)
Biological process (GO): mismatch repair; negative regulation of DNA recombination
Molecular function (GO): ATP-dependent DNA damage sensor activity; ATP hydrolysis activity; endonuclease activity
Source: RefSeq, a predicted model, not a curated record
AAAUAACGGCUAAAACGGUAAUGGGUUCAGAUAAGGCGCGAAACAGAGUAACCAUUGGAAAUGGAUAACGAAACCGAUUCCCAAUGCUCUUCAACUCACUGAGUCAACUCGUUCCUCCGAUGCAACUCCUUAACCUCCGAUUCCGAUUCCGAUCACCACCACCUCCAUUUCACCUCUUCUCCAGACCCCUCAAACCUUCCUCGUUCUCCUCCGUUGCUGCCACCGCCACUCUCUCACAGACUCUCCAAUCGGAAACCCUAGAGCUUCUCGAAUGGGGAUCGCUCUGCAAACAGCUCUCGGUGUUUACAUCGACAUCAAUGGGCUUCUCAACCGCACAGAACGCCAGAAUUCCCUUUGGCCGGUCUCGGGAGGAGAGCCAGAAGCUUCUGGAUCAAACCGUGGCCGCUACCAAGGUCGUGGAGGUUAUGGGUUCUAAACCGUCUGAUUUCUCGGCGAUUGAGGAUGUUUCCGAGAUUUUGAAUUCGGCAAGUUCUGGAGAAUUGCUUACGAUUAAGGAGAUUUGUGAGAUUAGGAGGACGCUUAUGGCUGCUAGGGCUUUGUAUGAGAAAUUGGAUGAAUUGGCUUCGAUUGAUGAUUGCAAUGAGAGGUACUUGCCUCUUCUUGAACUGCUCCAGAAUUGCAAUUUACAUGUGGAGUUGGUUAGAAAGAUAGGAUUUUGUAUAGAAUGCAAUCUUUCGAUCAUACUUGAUAGAGCUAGUGAUGAUUUAGAGAUUAUUAGAUCAGAGAGAAAGAGAAACAUGGAAAAGUUAGAAGCUUUGUUAAAGGAAGUGUCAUCUAAGAUUUUUCAGGCUGGUGGCAUUGACAGUCCAUUAGUUACAAAACGUCGGAGUAGGAUGUGUGUCGGGGUUAGGGCUUCCCAUAGGCAUUUGGUUCCAGGUGCUGUAGUUCUAGAUGCUAGUAGUUCUGGUGCAACAUAUUUUGUGGAGCCUGGGGAUAUAGUCGACUUGAAUAACAUGGAGGUGAAGCUUUCGAGUGCUGAGAAAGCUGAGGAGAUAGCCAUCUUGAGUAUGCUAACAUCCGAGAUAGCAAACUCGACAAGAGACAUCGAGUAUCUUUUGGAUAAGGUUUUAGAAAUUGAUCUUGCUUUUGCUAGAGCCGGUCAUGCUCUGUGGAUCAAUGGGGUAUGCCCUACUUUUUCAGAAUUUAGUAAGGACAUAGAUGAUUCUGUUUCUGUGGAUAUUGAUCAAAUACAACAUCCGUUGCUCCUCGAGUCUAUGAGGAAACAAAGUUCUUUAGAUGUUGUAUUUGAUACUCCUGUACCGAUAGAUGUCAAAGUCGGAUAUGGCACCAGAGUGGUUGUGAUUUCGGGGCCAAAUACUGGAGGGAAAACUGCUUCAAUGAAGACUUUGGGUUUGGCUUCUCUUAUGUCAAAAGCUGGAAUGUUUCUUCCAGCUAAAAACCAUCCGAAGCUUCCAUGGUUUAAUCUUGUUUUAGCAGAUAUUGGAGAUCACCAGUCUCUAGAACAAAAUCUCUCAACUUUUAGUGGACACAUAUCGCGAAUUCGUAACAUCUUAGAAGUGACCUCAGAAGAAUCACUUGUCCUGUUGGAUGAAAUCGGAGGUGGAACUGAUCCUUCAGAAGGUUUGGCUCUUUCGGCCAGCAUUUUGCAGUAUCUCAAAGAUCGUGUUAAAUUAGCUGUUGUGACUACUCAUUUUGCGGACUUAAGCCGUCUCAAAGAAAAGGAUGACCGGUUUGAGAAUGCAGCCAUGGAAUUUUCCCUGGAAACAUUACGACCAACUUAUCAGAUCCUUUGGGGAAGUAGUGGCGAUUCAAAUGCAUUAAAUAUUGCUAAAACUAUCGGUUUUGAUCAACGUGUCAUUGAAAAUGCCCGUAAAUGGAUGGAGAAGUUAGUUCCAGAGCAGCAGCAGAAGCGGAAAGGAUUGCUGUAUCAAUCAUUGAUUGGAGAGAGGGGCCGACUCGAAGCACAGGCUAAAAGAGCUGCAUCUCUACAUUCGAAAGUCAUUCAAAUUUAUAGCGAGAUCCAAGAUGAGGCUGAAGAUCUUGAUAGGAGGGAAAAAGCUUUGAUGGUCAAGGAGACCUUACAGGUUCAAAAAGAUGUUGAAACUGCAAAAUCACAAAUGGAAACUGUGCUGCAAGAAUUCGAAAAUCAACUCAGAACAGCCAGUCCUGACCAAUUCAAUAAUCUGAUCAAGAAAUCAGAAUCUUCCAUUUCAUCUAUUCUUCAAGUUCACUGUCCUAGUUAUGGUGAGGAUAAAGAAAACACCGAUUUUUAUACACCAGAAGUUGGAGAGCAAGUUUAUUUGACAGGACUCAGAGAUAACAUAGGCACUGUAGUUGAAGCUCCAGUUGAUGAUGAAACAAUCCUAGUUCAAUAUGGUAAAAUUAAGGUUCGGGUAAAGAAAAGUGACAUUAGAGCUAUGCCUAAUCGUAACAAGAAAGCCACUACCAGUUCCACCCCACGAGUAAAGAAGCAGCUUCAACAGAGCAGAGAAUUCCAAACUCCAAGUGAUAACAGCAAAGAAGGAGAGGUUUCUUAUGGUGCAGCAGUGCAGACAUCAAAGAACACAGUUGAUCUACGUGGCAUGCGGGUAGAGGAAGCUUCUUUCCAUUUGGAUAUGGAAAUCUCAGCUCGAGAACCAGGUUCUGUUCUCUUUAUCAUACAUGGUAUGGGCACCGGAGCUAUCAAGGAGAAUGCCAUUGAGAUUUUAAGAAACCAUCCUCGAGUUGUUGAUUAUGAACAGGAAAGCUCCAUGAACUAUGGCUGUACAAUUGCAUACAUAAAUUAAAAUCUCUGUUUCUA